AUGGAAAAGACACUUCAUGAUCGGCCAAUUUUAUUUCGAAGAUUACGAAUCUUACAGCUUGCAACAGUUUCACUUAUUACCUUUGCAGAAAUUAUACAAGCGAUUGCUUUUUUUGGACAACUUAAAGACACCCAGCCAAUGUCUUUUUAUUUUUCCACGACUACGUUUAACUUGUGUGGUAUAAAGUUGCUAUAUCAUAUAGUUAUUGGCCUUACUCUAAUAAGCACAAUCACAGAUGGUAUCAUGGGCCCUAUCAAACUGACAUCAUCGUUGAUCUAUGAAGCAUUCGGCCCAAAGACAGAAUUUCUCAAGAGGGUAUUAUGUGAUGGGUAUAUAUUUAGUACAAUUUUUGGAUGGAUUAUGAUAAUAGAAUUUUGUAUUAGCACAGUAUUGUAUUUAAGAUUAUGGAAGACAAGGAAUUGGUGGGAUAAUAAUAUGAUCGUUUGUGAUGAAUUAAAUGUCGAAAAUAAUAAUUCGGUUGAUCAUACCAACUUAACGGGAAUUAACACGAAUGAUGUAAAAAAUUUGUCACCUCGUGAACGUCACCGUCUUGUACUCGAAUUGGGUCCAAGACUUCACUCAGAUUCAUCAAGAACAACCUCCUAA
This is a messenger RNA of Funneliformis geosporum, 606 nucleotides long. NCBI's taxonomy places the organism in Eukaryota, Fungi, Glomeromycota, Glomeromycetes, Glomerales, Glomeraceae. The record is from the annotation of a GenBank genome assembly.